Messenger RNA from Porites lobata, 8273 nucleotides. The record is from the annotation of a GenBank genome assembly. Lineage: Eukaryota; Metazoa; Cnidaria; Anthozoa; Scleractinia; Poritidae.
UUCCUUCAUGUUGUUCUUGAUUGAGGGAUUCAUGGAGGAGCCAUGCGUAGCUCUAUCACCGCUCUCCUCAUAUUGGGGUCAUUAAUAGAAGUCAUGUCCUGGCACGUCCAUCAGAAAGUACCAAUUAAGUGGUCAAGUCUCGCAAAUCUCCGAGGGCUCUCCAUUCUGAUGAAACCGGGAAGAAUUCACAACGUGGAUGCGAAGUGAGUUUGAAUUACUGAAUAGUGUACAUACAGUAAGGUCAAAAGAAAUCAUCCGCAAAAGUUUGAACGUUUCUGGCCAACGACUCAAUCGUCUGAACUGGUCAGUGCAAGGUGCUCCUAUUUGGCUUGAAGCCCGGUAACGUUAAUGCACCUGCAUUCAUUGUACCCAGCAGAUUCUCUUUCUGAUGAGUAACUUUGUCGUACAGUGUACUUACAAUGAAAAGAUGAAGUUUGAUACUUAAAGUUGCCACUUAUUUAUUUUUUUUAGAUGGCCUUUUCCUCUCAUUUCCUUGGGCCUUUUUUCCUUCUAAGCUCGCCCUGAGCUUUUAUUUGAAGUAAUUUCUUUAAAAAGACCUAUAAUUAAAAAAAACAACAACACAAAAAAGCCAUCCUGUGGAGCUGAGUCAGUCGAGAGUCAGGCCCUCUGACUGCCUCUACGGUUUGCAGACAUGGUGCUGACGUCAUUAUUUUUAUUUUUUUAAAACUAUACAUUUGUAUGACGUAACUGUGACCUUUUUGUGGUGAAAACUUAUUACCGUCACGUGAAAUGUUUUUCUAAACAACCACAAGAAAAACAAAAACACGAGAUUUUAGAGCGCUUCAAUCAAGGAAAAGUUCUAGUGUGCCCACUGAAAGUCCGAGAUAAGGAGUGGCAACAGUCGGUGAGGUUUGUGUUUUAAUUUGUAAUGUAAGCGACUUAGAUUUGUCAUUGAUAGCUUUGCUAGCGUAGACAGAAUCACUUGUGUCUUCAAUUUUCUUUCUAAACUUUGAACUGAAGCAUUCUUCAACUUACUUUUUUCAAGAGGAGGUUUUAUUGAAAGUCCCGAAUGAUUUUUGAACAUCAAAGUGAAAAGAGCGCGUUACUUGCGGAAAAAAAGGUGGGAUAAAAUGAAUAUUGUAGACUUUUUUAAAAAUGUUUUUAAACAUUUUACUUUGCCGUUUAUUUGCAGUUGUAUUGUGAAUGAUUUCAUAUCCAAUACCGGAAGUAGAGGUCACAGCCAGUAUCACGAGACAUUCCACAGGUUACGUACUCUUGAAAUUCACGCUCGAGGAGGUAAGUAACAACCCAGGUAUAACCUUCAGUUAAUCAAUAUAAAAUGUGUUGGAUUUGAAGAUAAACAUUGUUCAUUAUCUGAAAAACUGCCCUGCCAAAACCAAACUAGGGAGACAACUGAUUAGUCAUUACGUCAAAUGGUUUCAGUAUACUCUAAGGUCGCACUCAGUCGACCGGUUCUUUAGUUAGAAAGCAGUACUUUAUAUUGCGGUUUAAAAUGGACUCCGCCGGCAUAUUUUCUGUCGACUCAUUUUCGGGAUCAAACAGGAAUUUCCCAAAUCGGUGUCCGUUCGAUCGAAAAGUUCUGUCGCAAACUGUAGCAGAGUUUUGUUGUAGCGAUACUAGAGGCAAUUUACCCUUGUUACAAAUUCGAAGAAUUCACUAGCUUGCUGGUAUGGCUAAGAAUGAACGUACCGGACGUGCUGCUCACAAUCUGCAAUCUCUAAGAGGAAAGGAAAUGGCCUGCUCUUUUAAUGACGUCACAAAAUGAUCAUCAGCAUACACUCAAGUUUGUACUCGUUUUUGUUAAACGGACUGACGAAGAGAACCCAACCACAUCUCAGUUGCGUGUUGUUCAGUGACCAAGACAGUCAGUGAGGUGCUUUGAAUGUUCCUCUAAAUGAAAGGCGGAAAGUUUGUAGGUAAUCAUCCGAGGUACGAUGAUAGUAAGUCUCAGAAACUUUCAGCUUAUUAGGUAGGACGAAAGACUAUCCAGCGGGCUUUCGAGUCGGCUUCCUUCACGACGAUAGCGUUCUGCUCUCAUAAUAUACUCAUUUUUCUAUUUCGUUGCUGGGUGUGAAAUUCUCCUCCGAUUCAUUAAUCAAGUCACUCAACGAGGUCGAUCUUUCAUGCCCUUUUCAAACAAUGGUAACUUUUUCACUGUCCAACUAUUUGGGCGCUGCGAAUGAAGAAAACUAUCAAAUUAAUUUGGACUUGAUUCAGAUUACCGACUCAAUCGAAUUCUGAGCGGUACCUUGAAGGCAUCCGCUUCGCAAGUGUUCAAAGUUGGAGCUUGGGACGAGUAGGCUCGCGAUGAGUAAUUUAUACAGCGUGUUAGGGACGUCACAGUGGUUUUCAAAUGUUAAUCGACUGAUGUUUGAAGAUAUUUAGAGCUAACUGGGAUCUGUAAUAACAUUGACUUAGCCUUCGUCUCUGCCAAACCUCUACCGCUCAGCGAUAUUUCAUCAUUAUGCCCGAUUUUACGGUGGAUAAAAAGCAAUUUCUUUGAAAAUUUGGAUAUUAAAUACUGCGUUAAAUUAAAAUUAAAAAAAAAAUCGUUUCAAGAAAGUUAAAAUGAUUGCAUAAUGAUUUGAUCAUUACGCAAGCGAGCAAACAGCUAAAAAGCCCUUAUAAAUAUUGACUUUUAAAGAAAAGUUGAAAGAUAAAUAUUAGCAGAGCUGGCUUUUGCAAAUAUCUUUUAACCGAAAAACAAUAAUUGAAAGUUAAUUAACAUUCUUUUUUGCUUUUCUCCCUGAGUUCUAUUGUGUUGCAUCGUCUCCAGGAUUUCUGGUGUUUUUUUAUUACAAUUAGUAUACAAAAACAACGUAUCUCUUUUGCAGACAUAGAUAACGGAGCACAAACACUUUUUACCUAUUUUUCAUACCAUCCUUUCAUUCUGCACUUUUUCUAGUGCCUAAGGGUAAGUGAAGAAAACCAUUACAGCGAUCUUAUCUUCCGGUUUUAAUGCAAUUUAAUAUAUCUACGAUGAUUGCUUGUGAACCAUAGUAGGAAGUACGUCAUUGUUUGGAAAAUAAGGUUGUAUAUGUACCUUUCAUGAACAAAAUAAAUGGCGAUUUGCAUCUUCCAUCACGAUCACUAUAUCAUAUAGCUACCUUCGUAAAGGAUGUGAUUUAUAAGGUUCGUUUAACGUAGAGUUUUUGCGGUUAAGUGCUAAUUUUGUUUUUCUGUCAGGUCUCAAGAGAAAAGAGCUGGUCCAGGGAUUCCAAUCGAUUUUUCAGCGAGCCAUGGAAGGAACAAAAUUACUUUGGAACGGAUCAAGACUAGUUUCGCGGCUGCACUUGGAAAACAUGAUCCUAAAAAUAUUGCUCAUAUUCUUAAUCCACUCCCUCAUAAAGAGGAACUAUUCAUUGGAGCUGCAAUUAUUAGCAACAGUUAUUUUGUACUUGAAGACGUCAUGUGCAACGCCUUCUCCGUCAUCAGUGUACUCGAGAGUUUCCAGUACACAGUACACGAGUACUCCGUCGCUUUUAAGCUUUCAAUCAACAAUCACAAGCGAUCACGGUAACUACCUCGCACAAACGCUUAACGCAACCUCAUCACAAGGGAGUAAUUUUUCCUCGCAUAUUCAUAUAGACAUGUCUGUCAAAACUGAGACAACGUUGACGCACUUGCAAGGUAAUCGUAGCGUUAUUUUUUAUUGUAAUUUAGCAGCGUUUCUGACGGAAAACUCCGACUACUUCGGCCUAUAGACGUGCUACUUCAGACUGUUUAAACUUAUUUUAUUUUAUUCAUCUUGCAUCUCAUCUAUAAAAAUGGAGCAAGGGUGGAUUUCUACUGUCGCGUAAGUCUUACGUGCGUAAAUAAAAGAAAUACGUUGUAUGAAAGGCCGCGCGAAAACGUAAAAGUCGAGCGAGUUUUUUUUUACUUUUACGAGCGACGUUUAGAUACAUUGCCCCUAAUCUAUUUACGCACGUACACACAACGCCACAGUGAAAAUCCACCUUAUAAGACGGGAGGUUAGUCUUCCUUUCGGCCUUUCCUAAAAUGCGUAAGGACUCUUGGAUGUGCAAGUAAAAGAAUGGCUAGCUUGACUUUAGCUAGCCUGCGUGCAGACGAUAACUAAACUCUGAUUAGUACCGUCUGCGAAGCAGCGCAGAGAUCCUUGUUCUGGACCCCCAACGGACUCAACGAAUUACCAGAAGUGCGUUUCGAAUUCCCCUUCAACCUGAUUGGCGAUCACGACAAACAAAACAAAGGCCUUUUUUAACUGGCCAAUCGUGGCGCGUACUCAAAUCUGGGUACACAGCUGGAAGUCCAGAACAAGGAUUUCGGCGCUGUUUCGCAGACGGAGUUAACCAGAGUUUAAUUUCGUCUGCGCGCAGGCUAGACUUUAGCACGAAUGAACUGGGACUUUCACAGACACGUCGAAUCCGAUUCGGUUUGACAGCAAACAAUUGACCAGCGGUUGGAAGAAUAAAUCCAAAAUGGUUCUCCAUGUACUUGGAAUGUCAAAGGAAGGUAGCGUGUACCACAAAAUAGCUUGCCGCAUUGCACAGCAUUGGCAUGUUCUUGCUUUUAAACCUCGUGUUAAACUCGAAUUUAACGUGGUCUUUUUAAUUUAGUAUUGUUAUAGCACGAUAUUUCAAACACGUCUUAGAAAGACAGACUGGAAAGACUGUAGCUGAAUAUAUCAAUAACAGAGUUUUCUUUUCUGCUUCCAAGAAAGUGAAGAGAUUGUAUAACUAGACAAAAUAAUGCAUGUCGUGACAGUACACGUAAAGAACGCUAAGAGCACCGCCAUUUCAUUUCACACCAGUAGAAAAUGUAGCUAUUAAGGAAUAAGUUAUUUAUGUGUGAACAAAAUUUUAUUCAUCAGCUGACUGAAAUAUAUAACUCCAGGCUAUAAAGUCAAACUUGUCUGCGUUUAAAAAUAAUGCUAAUUCGGAGACAAAUUCGAGUAGACGAGGCAUUAUUUGUUCUGAGUUAAUUCACAGGAUCAUUUAUCUAUAACGACCAUCCUUGGAGACCAGUAGACUUGCUACGAGUCGACCUUUUGGCAAGCGGUGCGUGCCUUGUUUCGCCGCGAGGCGGCCGACCGCGAGCGACGAAGUCAUAUGAAAUCCGACGAAGGACUUUUUUGAAAGUCUAGGAGACCAGCAGCCAAUUACAAAUCCGAACUGUUCUAAAAACAUUUGAAUACCCCGCUUGUUAUUGGCUAUAUUUCUGGGGAAGCGGGGAAUUCAAAUGUUUGUGGAACAAGUUCGGAUCUUUCUUCCUUCUUGUAAACUUAUAAUGGACUGGAACAAUUUCGUUCGUGAAUCUUUCGUCUUGAUUAGCUGCGCCCAAAUGCUAGUCUCCGAGGAUGCAUAAUGAGUGGGUAGACGCUUCAAACAAGGUUACAUUAGCAGUAAUGGGGCAACUCACACCGCAGUGGAAAUAUAGAAGCCUUAUUUAUCUGUUGCCUAGUCCCUGUAUGGCGUUUCGCAGGCCUUCACGUUCAUGCAUUUCUUUGACGUUUCCGAGGGUCUCCGAGACCCGGAAACGAGUAAGUCGCGCGGAAUAAUGAAUGCCUGGGGUCUAUCUUAAGUUAUUGACUGGAUCUAUCUUAAGUUAUUGGCACUUAAGUUGUACGUGCAAUUACCUCUUUUUUAAUAGAUUGAUUUUCGGAAAAUGGCAUUUGUGUCUAGAUAAUGUGUUCCCUGUUAGCAGAGGCCUUCCGCAGAAAAAAAAAAAAACUCUGAAUACCAGGGAAAAGAGGCCUCUGCUGGCAGGAAAGAUGGGAAUUUUCUUUAACGAAUAUGAUCUCAUUUACUUCAUUUUUUCGUAGGAAUCUGUGAUCCAGACUGGAUUCAUCAUGGUGAUCUUUGCUACAAAGUUGUAAAAGAAACUAAAGUGUUUAAUCACGCCGAGAGAUUUUGCGUUAUCCAUUCAGCUCAUCUGAUAUCGAUUCAAAGUAAAGAAGAAAAUGAUAUAAUUUUUAGUUUAAUUCAGACUUCUAUCGGCCAACCUGGCAAAAUUAGGAUUUGGCUUGGGAUGGAAAGACUGUCGUCGGAUUCCAGUCUCCAUUGGGUUGAUAAAAAACCAUUUACGUACGAGAACUGGGCCCCAGGUGAACCAGACCAGUCAGGCGCAUGCGUACAAAUGAUUCACAAGGGAUGGUGGGAAGACGCGUCAUGUACGCAGAAACUGCCUUACAUAUGCAAGAAAGGUAACUAAUGGAAAAUUUUUAUAAAAUCUGUCUAUGGCUUUCAAUAAGUUAAGGACAUCUUUGAUCUCACGAAAAGUUUGAUAAUUGUUUGUAAACGGAAGAAAGAUGACAAAAAUGCAAGUUUGAGAAAACAGUGGUGAUGUAGAUAGGUUCAAAAAAAGGCUGAAGCACUUUCUUUGAUCAAGUUAUCGCCGUGAAUCGGCCUUUGUACAGUUUUCAGUGACACGCCUCAGCGCCUGGGUGCACAAAGCUACUUGGGAUUUACUGCGCAUUUUCUGUAACCAUUCUCUUUGCUCCGGAACGCUUUUUUGCAUAGUAUCACAGAUUACUACUCGGCCGAUGAAUAAAUGAAUAUAGAAAACGCAAAGAGAGACCCUCGGAAAGCAGGAAAUAUUUGCAACAAAUUCCAAAUUAAUCUCAACUUACCUUUUUUAACCGGGCCCAGGGGAGGUGUGGAGUAUUUUUGGCUCGCGCCACGGACCUUUAAAUGUUACGAGAGUUGGUUACUUGGGUGGUUUAUGAGGGUCAAUACAUCAAAUUCACAAGAAAGACGCCUAGGCACCGAAUUCAUUGUCCUCAGGGGAGACUUGUAACUGUUCUUUGGUAACGAUGGCUAGCGCGGAAACAAUUCAGUUCCACAUUAUGUGGAGAUGGAUUGAAAAACCCUGAACUAAAACUGAACUAAUCUAUCUUGAUUUGCUGUCGUACCAAAAUCACCCCUGUUCCCCUUUAUAGCGUCUUCCGAGGGCUUGUUCGAUAGUUUAGCAACUUAUUCCGCUAGAUCGCCAUUACCUACCUCGUUAAGCUGCUCCCGCGUUUACACUAUUCUGCAAAUCUUGAAAAGUGUCGAUUGACCAACUGUCUACCAUUUUUGUGUUCGAACAUGGCUGGGUUUUGUAAAAACCUUGUUUCUGUAUUAAUUUGUACAGGUAGCAAAGACAGCUUACCUUACUCCCGAGCUACAGAGCUAGGGGUCCUAAUUGGUAUACCCAUGGCCUGCUCUGCAAUCAUGCUGACCGUAGUUGCUGUUUUAUUCGUUAAGAGUGUCAAUGAUUCGCAUGGAACUUAUUACGGAUACGGAAAAAAUCGCAACAAGGACAAAAUCCACUCUUGCUUGAUUAGUAUGAGCACAGGCAUCGCACAGGUUGGAGCCGUAGGAUAUGUCAACGAAGCUCGCCGUUUUAGUAGAUCAAGCACAAGGUCGACUCCGUCAGUGCACUCCUCAGUGCCUAGUAUCCAUUCUCUCGAGGGUUCGCAGGUCGCUUCGCCUGUGACAACCCCGGAGAUCACCAUCACACCCGGAACACCAGAAUCAGAGCGAAGAAUAGACAUCACAAGUGUUCCGGCUACUUCCGCCACAAGUAUUGAACAAGACAGGUUUCAGUCUGUGACGAGUCUAGAAAAUCUGCUAUCUAGAAAGUACAUUAAGCCGAAAACUCGUCGCCUGCGUUCGUUGAAGAAAGCGGAUGCUGUGGUGUCACCUGCAGGGGCCGCUGGGAAAUACAGACGUAAAGAUGAGGAAUUCGAAUUUUAUGAAAUCUGAUUUUUGUUUAUCAUGUUUAUAAUAAAAAAAAAGACCAGAACGUUGCUUGUUUAACAAUUAUUAUAUUUAAAACACUUUCCUUUGGAAAUUUACGGAGGUCUCCUUUAGAGGAGGAAUCGAGUUGUUUAUUUAUUGUUUUUUAGUCAUUGAUUGUACAAUGUAGAUUUUACCAAAGACGCAUUUACGUACCCAUUUCUUCCCUUGUUUCGUCAUAGUUGUAGUCAUCAUCAUUGUUCAAAUUAUUAUCAUCGAUAUCACAUUUUUAAGUUAAGCUUGUACUGUUUUAAUAGUUUAAUAGUUAGAAAUGAUUUGACAUAUACGGUAUAUUAAAGUAGAAAUUGUCAACUGGAUAUGCGCGCUCUCAGUUGAAGACAGUACAGUAAAAACCCGCCAGUAAAAACCCGCAUUUUCCCAAGUUAGUAUUUAUGUAAAAAUUACUAUAAGAAGAAUUGAAGCACUAACUUGUCCUGCUUCAGAACAUAACAUACAUGUAUUGUAAUGCCUUAUCUUAAUUGCCCAAGAUCGAGGUGUGUAGGCUGUUCCAGGCGUUCAGAUAGUGGGGAGUGGUGCGACGUAAAAAGGGGC